Dentiscutata erythropus is the source of this 894-nucleotide messenger RNA. Lineage: Eukaryota; Fungi; Glomeromycota; Glomeromycetes; Diversisporales; Gigasporaceae. The record is from the annotation of a GenBank genome assembly.
AUGUCCGCUAUCACAACCAAGUUCGUCACAGACUACAAACUUACCAAUGAGAUUAGUCUCGAAGAGCUUAGCCAAUAUGCACCAGAAAUACUUAAGCUCUUAACAGAUAAUAAAGAAAAAAGGUGCCAGGCUCGUAAUCAUCUUAUAAAAGGGUAUGGCUUUAGCAAAGAGCAGGUAUUUGCAUUGAUUCCUCUCCAGAGAAUCGGGCGAUGCAAAAGUCAAGCACCGGUCCCAGAGAGACCAGGGUUGAAAGCUGAAGAAGUAAAUAUAUAUCAAGUAUUAGAUAGUACUGGUUCUGUGGAGGCUAUUAAAGAAAUAGCUCAGCAUAUUAUACAAGAUAAACUUAGCGAAAGAGAAGUAAAAGCAAUAUUUAGAAUCUUAGAGAAAACAUCACCUGAUGCUGUCAUUGCCUUAUCUCAUCUCUCUAGGUUUCGAAAAGAAUUGAGGACCCUCAAUGCUUUAGAAAAAAUAAUUUCUGCUACAUUAAAUCUGGAGGUAACUAGAUUAUCUAAUAAAGUCCAAAAGGAGUGUAGCGAGCAACAUGAAAAUGAAGGGAUCGAUUUUCCAGACUACUUCUCAUUAGAAUCGGUUAAGGAGAGACUGAAUUUAUAUGAUGUAUCUAAUAUACCCGAUAAACAAGCCUUAGCUGAUUUUCUUCCAGAAAGCGGUAAGCCAUUACUUCCUAGCUCUUUACGCAAAUUAGGAGCAGUAUUUGCUUCUGUAGCACAUGGGUCUAAAAAUGCGUCGAAAGCUAACACUUAUGCUAGUGAAGCCCUUCGGCAUUUACCUGAUAACCAUGCUUCUCCAUCUAAGAGAUACACUAUAGUCAAUAUGCGGAGAAGAGGAGAACCAUAUAAUCAGGCAAAGGCAUUCGAGCUCUUUAAUGAAAACUAA